Messenger RNA from Capsella rubella, 3633 nucleotides. RefSeq lists its product as uncharacterized. Bases 1 to 3633 code for a protein of 1210 amino acids. Gene Ontology annotation, molecular function: nucleic acid binding; RNA-DNA hybrid ribonuclease activity. The transcript has 2 exons. Lineage: Eukaryota; Viridiplantae; Streptophyta; Magnoliopsida; Brassicales; Brassicaceae. The record is from RefSeq and is a predicted model, not a curated record.
AUGCAGGGGUUGCAGGGUAGGGUUACUCACACAGAGAUGAGAUUUUCAACAGGGAUUACAGGUUUAACAAGCACAAACAGGCGUUUUUCUCUCACACACGGUUUGUUAAAUUUGUUUGAUCUCCGCCAUUCUGGAAACUUUCUCUCGUGGAGGGGAAAGAGAAAUGAACUUGUAGUCCACUGUAGGCUGGAUAGAGCUAUGUCAAAUAGCAGUUGGGCUGAAGUUUACCCUUUUAGUCGUUGUGAAUACAUGAGAUUUGAAGGCUCGGAUCAUAGACCUCUUCUCACACAUUUGGACCUUACAAAAAAGAGGAAAAAAGGCAUCUUUAGAUAUGACAGAAGACUAAAAGACUCUGAAGAGCUAACAAAUAUCAUCAAGUCAGCCUGGACUUUUGACUCAGAAGAAGGAGUGGAGGAAAAGAUCUCCAGAUGUCGAUCUGAGAUUAUCUCAUGGACAAAGCAAAAGUAUCAAAACAGCCAGAAACUGAUAGAGAAGCUUAAAGAAGAACUUGAGGAUACAAUGUCAAGCCAGGAGACAAACCAAGACCUUAUAUCUUCUAUCAACAUCAGACUUCUACAUGCCUACAAAGCAGAAGAAGAAUUUUGGAAACAAAGAAGUCGCCAACUAUGGCUAACUUUGGGAGAUAAGAAUACUGGCUACUUUCAUGCUAUAACGAGAAACAGAGCGGUCAUAAACAAAUUCUCUGUUAUUGAAGAUAAAGAAGGCCAACCUAUUCACUCAGAAGAAGGCAUUCUCCAAGUCAUUUCUGACUACUUCUCGGAACUCUUCACUUCAAUAGAUGGAGAUAGAAAUACAACUAUUCAGACUGCUAUUCAUCCCUGCAUCACCGAGGAGAUAAACCAGAAGCUUACUAUCCUACCUUCCCCUGAAGAAAUCAAAAGGGCUUGCUUCUCCAUUCAUGCAGACAAAGCCCCCGGUCCAGAUGGAUUCUCGGCCAGUUUUUUCCAAACCAACUGGGAAACUGUUGGCCCUAAUCUCAUCAUCGAGAUACAAUCUUUCUUCUCAUCUGCCUGCUUACAAACAAGCAUCAAUAAAACUCAUGUCAGGUUGAUCCCAAAAACUCGAAGCCCUCAGAAAAUGACAGAGUAUAGACCUAUCGCCUUGUGUACAGUCUUUUACAAAAUCAUAUCUAAACUCCUAUCAAGAAGACUGCAACCUGUCUUACAAGCGAUCAUCUCUGAAAACCAGUCUGCUUUUGUCCCCAAGAGAGCAAUAUCGGAUAAUGUCCUUAUCACACACGAAGCCCUCCAUUACCUCAAAACCUCAAAGGCAAAGAAGAUGUGCUUCAUGGCUGUUAAAACUGACAUGAGCAAAGCAUAUGAUCGUAUUGAAUGGGAUUUCAUAAGAUUGGUUAUGGAGAGAAUGGGCUUCCACCCUAAAUGGAUCAAAUGGAUUAUGCAAUGCAUCUCCACUGUAUCCUACUCAUUUCUACUCAAUGGAGCAGCACAAGGAUCAGUCGUACCUCAACGUGGAAUCCGACAAGGAGACCCUCUCUCCCCGUAUAUCUUCAUACUUUGUAGUGAAGUGCUCUCUGGUCUAUGCACAAAAGCUCAAAUGGAUGGAACCUUACCAGGCCUUAGAGUAGCAAUGAACAGCCCCAGAAUCAACCACUUGUUAUUUGCAGACGACACGAUGUUCUUCUGUAGGUCAGAUGCUCAAAGCUGUAAAACACUGCUACAUAUCCUCAAGGUGUAUGAAACUGCCUCUGGGCAAAAGAUAAAUAAAGAAAAAUCGGCAAUAACCUUUUCUUCAAAAACUGGAGAACAUAUCAAAUUACAGGCUCAACGUAUUUUAGGAAUUCAAAGAGUGGGAGGUCUCGGUAAAUACCUGGGCUUGCCUGAGAUGUUUGGCCGCAAGAAGAGGGACCUUUUCAACCAGAUCAUAGACAAUAUUCGUCAGAGAGCUCUAAGCUGGUCUUCACGGUUCCUAUCCAUUGCUGGGAAGGCUAUCAUGCUAAAGUCUGUCUUGGCGGCAAUGCCAACGUACACAAUGUCAUGUUUUAAGCUUCCCGGCUCACUCUGCAACAGAAUCCAAUCAGCCCUCACCCGUUUCUGGUGGGAUUCCUCUGCAGAAAAUAAGAAAAUGUCAUGGAUUGCUUGGUCAAAAAUGACAAAAUCAAAGCGAGAUGGAGGAUUGGGCUUUAGGGAUAUCACUGCCUUUAAUGAUGCACUAUUGGCAAAAAUUAGCUGGAGACUACUUACAAAACCCUCUUGUCUGCUAGCAAGAAUCCUGCUAGGAAAAUACUGCCCUUCCAAUCCCUUCCUAUCCUGCUCAGUCCCUGCUUCUGCUUCUCAUGGCUGGAGAGGAAUUUGUAUAGGGCGUGAUCUGAUAUCAUCUCAAUUGGGACGAGCAAUUGGAUCUGGAAUUACUACCUCGGUUUGGUAUGAUCCGUGGAUUUCCCUCACAUCCCCUGUUGUUCCAAUGGGACCGGUUCCUGAGAAAAGCCAAAACCUGAAAGUUUCUGAGCUGAUAUGCCCCAUUUCUAAGGAGUGGGAUAAAGCUAAGAUAUCACUGAUCUUACCCCAAUAUGAACAAGAUAUUCUCUCCCUUAGACCCAGUAAACUAGGAGCAGAGGAUAAAUACAUCUGGCUCCCAACAAAGACUGGAGAAUAUAGCGCAAAAUCUGGAUAUCACGAGGCAUCAAAGGAAGACUCCACAAAUCUCCAACCAAUUCCACGGUCAGAAGACUUUAACUGGUUAAAAGAAAUUUGGAACAUCCGCUGCUCUCCGAAGGUUAAAUUUCUUUUAUGGAAAGCCAUGAGAAAUGCCAUUCCCUCAGGGAAGAAUCUCAAAGAUCGUGGAAUAAACAGAGAAGCUGUUUGCCCUCACUGCGGCGAGGAUGAAUCAAACCUGCACCUAUUUUUCCACUGCACCUUUGCUAGGAAAAUAUGGGAGUUAGCACCUCUCAAAUCCCCUAUUCACCCGACCCUUGUUACCAGUCUCAAAGCCGGGAUCGAAUUAACCAAUAGGCUUUUAUGCCUUCCGCCUUUGGGUAUCGGCCAUGGAAACCUUUCUCCUUGGAUCAUGUGGAUGAUCUGGAUCAGUCGCAACAAGAAGAUUUUUGAGCAUAAACAACCAAAUAGUGCCGACACACUAACCCAAGCAAUUAUCCUUGCAAAAGAAUGGAAUAUGGCUCAAUCUGAUACAUCUUCAAACCCAAAACCCCAUCUAGAUCGAACCCUUCAAUUUGUAGAUGCUGACUCUAUUCGGAUCUUCUCAGAUGCUGCUUGGAGAGAGGACUCAAAAGAGGCUGGAUUUGGUUGGAUCUGGAUGGACACGGUCACUGGGUUGGAAAGUCACGGAAGCUCUACAGCGACCAAUGUUUGCUCCCCUUUAAUGGCGGAGUCGAUAGCUCUUCUUCUUGCUCUCAAACAAGCUCUCAACCUAGGCUUCCAAAAAGUUAUCUUUGCUUCAGAUUCGCAACUGCUAAUCAAAGCAUUAAAUGCAGAGCCCUUCUCAAAGGAGCUCUACGGGAUUCACCAUGAUAUCCUUCUUCUAUCUUUAAAUUUUAUCGAAUGUAAUUUUACUUUUGUUAAGAGAGAACAGAACAUGAAAGCUGAUGGGGUAGCUAAAUCGGCUUUAUUGUCUCUCUCCUCUGUAACCAACCUUUAA